This is a messenger RNA of Acinonyx jubatus (cheetah), 1613 nucleotides long. Its product is annotated as olfactory receptor 2K2. Gene Ontology annotation, biological process: G protein-coupled receptor signaling pathway. The coding region runs from base 493 to 1452 and encodes 319 amino acids. NCBI's taxonomy places the organism in Eukaryota, Metazoa, Chordata, Mammalia, Carnivora, Felidae. The record is from RefSeq and is a predicted model, not a curated record. Gene Ontology annotation, cellular component: membrane. The transcript is spliced from 2 exons. Gene Ontology annotation, molecular function: olfactory receptor activity; G protein-coupled receptor activity.
UACUUUGGGGACAGAUGAGGAAAACAGAAAACAACGGCAGGCUUGAUAAUAGGCUAAGAAUGAGAUACAGUGAAGCAGAAGUCACAGAGAAUAAUGUAAUAUAAUGAAAACUAUUUGAAAAACAUUGCGCUCCUGUUCUAGGGGCAUGGUAUAAGCUGUUGUCCCCAACAUGAUUAUUUCCACCAUCCCCCUGCAUGCCAGUUUUUGAAACGUGGAGAACUGGGGGGCAAAUGAUAACAUUGACGGAAACUGGGAAACCGAGAAGGAACACCAGUGAUAAGAAAGGGAACAGUGAAACAUUGUAAAGUGAGCCACAUCAUUGAGGAAUUUGCCUAUGAAAGAAAGAGCAAAGCCUAUGGCAGUGCAAGGGAAACAGGACAAGGGAGGGAAGUUUUCAGAACAAGGAUAUCUGAAAAUAGAAAGGAAAAAACUAGUGGGAAAAGGAACACAAUUAAAGGUGAAAAAGAGCAAUCCGUGCAGAAGGAAGAUGAAAUGAAGAUUAAUAUUAGAAUCACUACAGGUGCAAAAAAGGAGAUGCAAGGAGAAAACCUCACCAUUUGGAGCUUUUUUUUCCUGGAGGGUUUUUCUAGAUACCCAAAGUUAGAGAUUGUUCUCUUCGCCUUCAGUCUUGUGAUGUAUCUGAUAACCCUCUUGGGCAACAGCACUCUUAUUUUAGUCACUGUCCUAGAGUCACGCCUUCAAACCCCCAUGUACUUAUUCCUCGGAAAUCUCUCUUUCAUGGAUAUUUGUUACACGUCUGCUUCUAUUCCCACGUUGCUGGUGAACUUGCUGUCAUCCCAGAAAACCAUUGUCUUUUCUGGGUGUGCUGUACAGAUGUAUCUGUCCCUUGCCAUGGGCUCCACAGAGUGUGUGCUUCUGGCUGUGAUGGCGUAUGACCGCUACGUGGCCAUUUGCAACUCACUGAGAUACCCCGUCAUCAUGAACAGGCAGGUCUGUGUGCAGAUGGCCGCUGUCUCCUGGGUGACGGGUUGUCUGACUGCCCUGCUGGAAACCACUUGCGCCCUGCAGAUACCCCUCUGUGGGAAUCUCAUAGACCAUUUCACGUGUGAAAUUCUGGCUGUGCUGAAGUUAGCUUGUGCACAUUCCUUGCUCAUGGACGUGAUCAUGCUGGUGGUCAGCGUGCUCCUCCUGCCCAUCCCAAUGCUCUUAAUUUGUAUCUCUUAUUUCUUCAUCCUUUCCACUAUCCUGAGAAUCAGCUCAGCAGAAGGAAGAAACAAAGCUUUUUCUACCUGUGGUGCCCACUUGACGGUGGUGAUCUUGUACUAUGGGGCUGCCCUCUCCAUGUACCUAAAGCCUUCUUCCUCAAGCUCCCAAGAAGUAGAUAAAAUCAUUUCACUGCUUUAUGGAGUGCUCACCCCUAUGUUGAACCCCAUAAUUUACAGUUUAAGAAACAAAGAAGUCAAAGAUGCCAUGAAAAAACUAUUUUAUUGAACACAUGAAAAUCUAUGACUGGAUGCCCGCAGUUUUAUCAGGGGGGUGUGCUCCUGGCAGAGUUCCCCAUAGAAAUUCUAGACCGUACACUCACCCACAGAACACUGAUUUGACCUUGAGCCCUAUACUUUUACAGCUGUGAGGGAUGUGGAUCUCACAGU